Messenger RNA from Aphidius gifuensis, 1075 nucleotides. RefSeq names its product transcription initiation protein SPT3 homolog (gene Spt3). Bases 194 to 1075 code for a protein of 293 amino acids. The record is from RefSeq and is a predicted model, not a curated record. Gene Ontology annotation, biological process: transcription by RNA polymerase II. The transcript has 4 exons. Gene Ontology annotation, molecular function: transcription coactivator activity; protein heterodimerization activity. Lineage: Eukaryota; Metazoa; Arthropoda; Insecta; Hymenoptera; Braconidae.
CAAGCAUGUCCGUAGUAAUAGCCUUUUCGAAAAAGAAAAAAAAAAUAUUUAUAUUCGUGAAUCGUGACAGCUGUUGCAACGUUCUAUAACUUAACCUUAAUAUUAUGAUAAACAGAGUUGAAUUAACAAAAAAAAAAAGUUGUUGAUUGUCAACAGAUAUUAAUAAGAAUUUAAAUAAUAAAAUUAUCAUAACAUGGACGAGUGUAGAUCUGAUUCUUCAAAUUACAUUACAGAGAUAAAACGAAUGAUGCAUGGAUUUGGCGAUUCAUCACAGCCACUAACUGAAUCAGCAACAAUGAUUAACGAUGUUGUUCAACGACAAAUCAAAGCGUUUGUUUAUGAAGCAUCUAAAAUUGCUGAUAAUAGACAAUCAAAUACUGUCGAGGAUGAAGAUUUUCUUUUUCUAUUAAGACGUGAUAAAAUUAAACUUCAACGUUUAUUAAAAUAUCUUCAGCUGAAAGAAUUUAAAUCAACAAUGAAUAAAGUAUUGGAUAGUGAUUCACUUGGUGUUAUUGGUGAAGAAACACAAGAAGAAAAAAUUGAAAAACGUUAUAAAAAAUUAUUUAACAAUCUUGUAAGUAUUGAUGAUUCAACAACAAUUGAUGAUAUUAAAUAUAAUCGUGAUUUACGUGCUGAAAUGUUAUCAAGAACAUUAAAUACAUCUCAUUAUAUUGAGUAUGCUAAAGCUCGUUCAGCAUCAUUUGCAAAUAAAUAUAAUAUAAAAUUUGCAAAUUGGAUUAAUCCAGAUGGUGAUAUGAAAAUUUCAAAACAAUCAUAUACAAUAUUAAAUUAUUUAUGUUAUGAAACAGUUGCACAAAUAAUGGAUCUUGCAUUUUUAGUUAGACAAGAUCAAAGUAAAAUUUAUGGUGAUGCAUUAGACACAGUUAGACUUGGUUAUUGUAAUCCAUCAACUUAUAAACCUUAUCAACAUGGAAAGAAUCCAGUUUUUAAACCAAUAACACCAUCUGAAAUAAGUGAAGCAAUACGACGUUACUGGUCACCACAACUUAAUUAUACUGGACCAUUUCAUAGAUGGUCACUUAAUCGUCAACAUCCAAAGUUUCUUGUCAUUUAG